Auxenochlorella protothecoides is the source of this 3231-nucleotide messenger RNA. Its product is annotated as putative serine/threonine-protein kinase. The record is from RefSeq and is a predicted model, not a curated record. Gene Ontology annotation, molecular function: protein kinase activity; ATP binding; serine-type endopeptidase activity. Gene Ontology annotation, biological process: protein phosphorylation; proteolysis. The coding region runs from base 1 to 3231 and encodes 1076 amino acids. NCBI's taxonomy places the organism in Eukaryota, Viridiplantae, Chlorophyta, Trebouxiophyceae, Chlorellales, Chlorellaceae. The transcript is spliced from 9 exons.
AUGAAGUUACGUGUGCAGAGGAGGGUCUGGCUCCUCACGCUCUUUCUGGCUGGGUUGGCGGUGUCAGCGGGCGCGCAGCUGGACGAUAAUGGAUUCCGCACCAGCGUCUCGACCACAAACACGACCGAGGGCCCCGACGCCGCCCAUGAUCGUGAGACGGGGGGCGCACUUGCCGUACGCGAAACCGUGGUCACCCGGGUCUCGGGUCCGAGCAUCAUGCCAUUCACACUGGAAAAACAGGCGAUUAUCGCCAAGGCCAUCGAGAAUGUUUUGAUUCCUGCCUUAGGUCCCGUAACCAUCAUCAGCUACAGGGAAAACUAUCCGGAGCCUGGGUUCUCAGAGGAGGCUGGCGUGACAGACCCCUACGUCGACUUUGCCGGCAACAUGUACCGUCUGUUCAACCUGUCCAUGCCGGACCUGAACGACAGUGCGACAUGGACCAAGGCCUGGACCAACCAGAUGCCCAGCUUCGGGCUGUGGGUGUCUGAGGUGCAGCGCCUGGGCCUGAACGCCUCCUUCCGCCUCAUGAGCAUCAACAUCGCGGAGGAGAUCAUGACUCAGGCCGUCCGCCUGGCCCCCGUGGUCCCUGUUGAGGUCAUGGUCGCGGUGAGCACCGCGGCAGGCACCAACCUCACCGCCCUGCAGGCCAGCACGAUUGCCGAGACGCUCGAGGAUCUGGUGGGAGCCCACAUUGACAUCAUGGCCUGGAGCACACAGGAUGCCCUGAAAUUCUUUGACGCCACCUUUGACUACGGCAACGGCUCGCAGCUGAUGGUGCUGGACAUCUCGCUGCCCGCCUGCGAGAGCGCCAACGGCACGGGGUGGGAGUCCUGCGCGCUGAGCACGCUGCAGUUCAAGCUCCUGGACGUCUUUGUGAACGACACCGUGCUGGCGACGCUGGCGGCCGGCGGCAUGGCCGCCCCCCGCCUGGCGGGCAUCCGCCUGCGCCCCUCGCCGCAGCCGCCGGCCCAGCCGCAGGUCCCCGCCGCCGUGCCCUGGCACCUGGACCGCCUGGACCAGCGCACGCUGCCCCUGGACGGGCAGUAUGCCGCUGACAACCUGGGGUCGGGUGUCAGCGUGUACGUGUUGUCGGCAGGCAUCGACGCCACACAUUCGGAGUUUCAACGGACCGACGGCGUGCCCGGGACUCGCAUCAAGCCGGGGUGGGGAUUCAACGGGACCGACCCGCUGCAGGACUGCCCCGACGCCUUUGCCUGGUACGGUUUCGGCACCUACUACGCAUCCCUGAUCGGCGGGAACACGCUGGGCGUGGCCAAGAACGCCACCAUCACCUCAGUCCGGUACCGGUACUCCUGCCUGAUGGACGCUGCCAACAUCUGGGCGCCAGAGGGCCUGCCGUCUGGCUUCGACUAUGUCCUCUCCACAGCCAAGGGCCCCUCCGUGAUGCUGAUCGAGACGUGGUGGGGCCAGAAUCGGUACAGCUCGGAGAAGGAUGACUUCAUCAACCAGGCUCUGCACCAGCGGGUCCAGCUGGCCCUGGCGCAGAACAUCACCAUCAUAAUCCCCGCCGGCAUCGGCCUGUGCCCCAUCUGCGAGAACAUCCUUGCCGCCCACCCCGACAUCAUCACGGUCCAGGGUGUGGACGAGCGUGAUCAGCUGAGCAGCUUUGCCGAGUCGAACUCCUCCUGCCUCAGCCUGCUGGCGCCGGGGGGCGGCAUGGGCAACGGGGUGCUGGGCGCCAUGGCCCAGGGCAACCUCACCACCAUACUGCCUCAGGCCUUUGGAGCGGCGUCCCUGGUGGCCGGCCUGGCGGCGCAGUACCUGUCCAACAACCCGGCCGCUACGCCGGCCCAGGUCAAGCGUGCGCUGCUGGCGGCCGCCACGCGGGACCGGGUGCUGCUGGCGGGGUCGGAGGCGCACAACCGCCUGGGGUACACCGACCUGACCUUCAACGCCACCGUACCCGACUCCGGCGCGGGGCCGGACGGGGAGGGCGGGGGCGGGGGCGGCCUUUCCACGCCCGCCAUCCUGGGCCUGGCGCUGCCGUUGGGCGCGCUCCUGCUCCUGGCCGUGGGCGGGGGCCUGUGUUACGGCUGGGCGCGGCUGGCGUCUCGGCGCGGCGCGGCACUGGCGGCCCACCGCCUGGACGGCGAGUGGGAGAUCGCGGAGAAGCGCAUCAAGCUGGCGGUGAAGGACGGGGUGCAGGUGGUGGCGGUGCGGCCGCUACGGUGCGGGGGGGAGGGCGCGGAGCACGAGCGCUGCGUGCGCGAGAUCGCGAUGAUGCGCUUCCUGUCGCGCGACGCCAACAUCACCCAGUUUUACGGUGCGGUGGUGGGCGCGCAGAGCCUGACCCUGGUGGCCGAGUUCAUGGCGGGCGGCGACCUGCGCGCCGCCAUCGACGCCGACGCGCGCGGGCGGCUGGCCUGGUGGGCGGGGGGCAAGGGCGUGGCACUGGACGUCACGCGCGGCCUGCACUUCCUGCACACCCUGCGCGUUGCGCACCGCGACGUCAAGUCCGGCAGCGUCCUGCUCACGCGCGACGGCCGCGCUAAGCUGAGCGACGUGGGCAUGGCGCGGGUGGUGGGGGAGCAGGCCCCCGAUGAUGGCUUCGUCGGGACCCAGGCCUGGGCCGCCCCGGAGCUGCUGGCGGGGCAGGCCUAUGACGAACGCGUGGACAUCUGGUCCCUGGGCACGCUGCUGUGGGAGAUCGUCACGCCGGAGCUGCCCAUGCGCGGCAUGCUGCGCCCGCCGCUGGUCCCCGAGGAGUGCCCGCAGGAGGUGGCCGACGUCAUCGCCGCAUGCAUGCAGCGCGACCCCGCUCGCCGCCCCGACGCCCACACCGUCUACACCCUGCUCCUGGAGGCGGAGCCGGCGACGGGGGCCGAAGCGGCGGGCGCGGCGCCGGACGCCUACCCCGGCAGCGGCUCCGUCACCGACUGCUCUUCGGUGGGCACGCCGCGGGGCGGCACGGCGCCCUCCCCGCUCAGCGUGAUCAGCAACAGCUUGUCCCUGGCCGAGCCCCUGCGCUGGUCGGCCACACCGACCGGCUCCAGGGCGCAGAGCAAGGGGUCGGCGGUGCACCCCGUCAGCCCCCAGCUCCGCUGCAUGGUGGACCAGAUCCAGCGACGCUUCCGACAUCACGAGGCCAUGGCGGCGGUGCGCGCCGAGGCCGUCAGCCCGCGCUUCCCCAGCCCCUUUGAGGAGCAGGCGGGCCCCACGCCCGUGAGGAACGUGUUCGGUCGGCCCUCUGCGGGGACCGGCUUCGUGUGA